AUAUUAAUUAUUAUACUGAUGAUGAUAUGUACUUGGAAUCUAUGGAGUCAAACAUUCAAGAAAUUAGUGAGCAAAUUCUUGAUCAAAAUACUAAUGUAGACAAAGUAGGACUUAUGGCAACUGUGUUAGAUUCAAGAUUAAAGAGUAUGAAUUUAUGGCCAGAAGAAAUUCGAGAACAAGCUAUCAUUGAAUUACACAAUGAAUUUCAAGAUUUUAUUACUAUCAACAUAGAAAAUUAUAUAAGAUCUACCAAUACAACUAUGUGUUUAACUCAUAGUAUUCAUUUAAUUAGUAGUUAA
Dentiscutata erythropus is the source of this 299-nucleotide messenger RNA. The record is from the annotation of a GenBank genome assembly. NCBI's taxonomy places the organism in Eukaryota, Fungi, Glomeromycota, Glomeromycetes, Diversisporales, Gigasporaceae.